Messenger RNA from Pantherophis guttatus, 1317 nucleotides. The record is from RefSeq and is a predicted model, not a curated record. NCBI's taxonomy places the organism in Eukaryota, Metazoa, Chordata, Lepidosauria, Squamata, Colubridae.
ACAUGCCUCCAUGAGGCUCACCCUGGCAUAGCACGUAUGAAGGCACUAGCCCGCAGCCUCGUAUGGUGGCCCCUCCUGGACAGCGAAAUCGAGCAGUGGGUGGCCAGUUGUUCCACAUGCCAACUGUCAAGGCCGGCCCCCCCGGCGGCCCCCGUGCGGGAAUGGGAAGCCCCUAGGUACCCCUGGGCUCGAAUACAUAUGGACCUUGCUGGCCCCUUCCGGGGUCAAAUGUUUCUGGUGGUCGUAGAUGCAUACUCAAAGUGGGUGGAGUUAGCCGUAAUGCACUCCACCACUUCGGAGGCUAUAGUAAAAGUCCUUGAGAGGCUUUUCGCGACUCAUGGGUUGCCGGAUCUAAUAGUGACUGAUAAUGGGCCUCAGUUCACCUCGGCACCCUUCCAGAUGUUUUUGGCCAUGAAGGGCAUCCGCCACGCCACGACAGCCCCCUACCACCCGGCUGCGAAUGGUUUGGCGGAACGGGCAGUGAGAUCGGCCAAAGAGGCUUUGAGCCGCUUACCCCAAUCCGAUUGGCACCAUACUCUUAACCAGUAUAUGCUGGCACAACACACGACGCCUUGCCCAGUCACAAAGUUUAGUCCGGCGGAACUGCUUAUGGGACGGAGACUCCGGACACCUCUCGACCGGCUGCACCCAUCCUACGCCCCAGACACUCUCCACGAUACGGCCACCAGGUUCCGGACAUUUGCACCAGGGGACCUGGUGUAUGCCCAAAACUAUGGGUCCAAUGUUCAUUGGUUACCGGGGUGUGUACUCUAUCUAACAGGACCAUACUCUUAUAGGGUCCAACUGGAUGACGGGCGGGAAUGUCGGAGGCACAUAAACCAACUCCGUCGGCGGGUCGUCAGUGAGGCCUCCGCCCAGCCAAGCCAACCCAUUACAACCCGUGGCGGCCCGGAGCAUCCACCUACUUCCCCUCUAACGACUCAGGCCUUUGAGCACCUGGCUACACCCGAACCAUCCACGGCAGCAACCUCACCUGACUUAUUCGGCUCUUCCAAGUUAUCGAUGGUCCCGGCCGCCGCCUCGGCGCAAACUCCAGAAAUUCUGACGCAGGACACUCCAGCUCCGCCUCCAACAGCGGCCGCUCCAGUACUAAGGAGAUCUGGGCGGAGUCGACGUAGGCCACCGUACUUGGAGGACUACGCAUGCGCCAUUCGGCAGAGGGGACCUGACCAUCGGACCAACCGCCGUGAGAGGGCGGUUUUUGGACCUGAGCCCCGGAUGCUGUGCUGUCUGCAUUGGUUCAUCGCUGCCAUCUCACCACAAGAGGGGGUCGAAUGGUUGAUCGGACCUCCGUGA